Molecule: messenger RNA, 3809 nt
Organism: Chilo suppressalis (striped riceborer)
Lineage: Eukaryota; Metazoa; Arthropoda; Insecta; Lepidoptera; Crambidae
Source: the annotation of a GenBank genome assembly
GUGCCAAUGACGCAAGUGGUGGCAGUGGCGGGCGAGCCGGUGUACCUACCGUGCGAUAUCUCGACGCAGGAUGAAGAUGACGCCGUACUUCUGGUCCUGUGGUACAGGGAGGACUUGGGCACACCCAUUUACAGCGUUGAUGCCAGGGAGCGGGACUUCGGAGUCGCGGAACGGUGGUCGCUCGAGAGUGUCUUCGCAUCCAGAGCGUACUUCCUUCCCGAGAGGAGGCCCGCAGAGCUCGGCGUGGACCGAGUGAAGGCCUCAGACCAGGGCAUCUACAGGUGUAGAGUGGACUUCAAGCAAGCCCAAACUAGAAACUCGAGGGUUAACCUCACAGUAAUAGUGCCUCCUAGUAAAAUGGUAAUCAUUGAUGAUAAGGGUGAUGUCAAACAAGCCAUAGUUGGACCUUACAUAGAAGGUGAUACAUUCACGCUCAAAUGUGAUGUCUCUGGGGGUCGUCCAAGGCCCUGGGUGAAAUGGUUCAGGGACGAGGUAGAAGUGGACACUCCAGCCUCCCCGCUGACCGGCAACGGAGUGAGAGGCAUCAUCAGAGUGGGCCCGUUGACGAGGGCGGACGUGAGAGCUGCUCUUACCUGCCGUGCUUCCAAUCACCCCAGGGCGCACCCCAUAGAAACCACCCUCACGCUAGAUAUGAAUUUCCCACCGCUAACAGUUCACAUACUGGGCUCCAACCAGCCUUUGUCGGCGAGCAGACGGUACGACCUACUCUGCCAGAGCUCAGGGUCACGCCCGCCUGCCUCCAUCACCUGGUGGAAGAACGGGCACAGGAUAAACAACGCUAAGGAAACGUUAUCAACGGACGGUAACACCACGACAUCUACAGUGUCACUGCAGUUUACGAAGUCUGACGCAAGGGCGAAGUUGGCUUGUAGAGCGUCCAACCCUCAGAUGCCGUCGGUUCCUGCUCUGGAAGACGACUGGACCUUGGAUAUCCAGUAUGUUCCAGAGACCACAGUGCGGUUAGGGACGAAUCUGGACCCGACUAAUAUCAGGGAAGGUUCCGAUGUUUACUUUGACUGCAUCAUCAAGGCGCACCCAUAUGUUUACAAAGUGGAAUGGAGGCACAAUGGAAAAACUUUACUGCACAACGUGGGUCAAGGCGUGAUCAUCAGCAACCAAUCACUUGUGCUGCAAGGCGUCGGCAGAAGAACCGCUGGGAACUACACGUGCGUCGGUUUCAAUGCCGAAGGAGACGGUGAAAGCAAACCAUUCUCCCUUGACGUACUGUACGCACCUACAUGUAGAAGCUCUCAACAGAGGGUGCAUGGUGUGGCCAAACAAGAACGAGCUCAUAUUACGUGCCACGUCGAUGCCAACCCACCCGAAGUUAUUUUCCGUUGGACCUUCAACAAUACGGCGAAUAGUAACGAAGUCAGUGACACAUACGUAUCUCGGACUGGCACCAGCUCGACUGUCACUUAUACGCCACACACCGAGAUGGACUACGGCACGCUUCUGUGUUGGGCUCACAACAGGAUCGGGAAGCAGAGGGUGCCGUGCGUCUACCAUAUCAUUGCAGCGGGUCGACCAGAUCAAGUACACAAUUGCUCCGUGGUCAAUGCAUCCCUCACAUCAUUUGGCGUCCGAUGCUCAGAAGGUUUCAACGGAGGAAUGCCUCAAUCUUUCCUAUUGGAAGUCAGGGAUACUUUGACUCAGGAGAUAGUUGCCAACGUAUCGAGUGCUGUGCCUCGAUUCACAGCGGUGGGUCUCCAACCGGGCAAGACGUAUGCUGCAGCAGUGUUAGCCUACAACGCUAAGGGAAGAGGGGACCCUUAUCCAUUGAGAGCGAGUACUGUGAGACCACCGGAGAAACACCACGUUCAUGACAAAAGUCUCGAGUCAACAAGGACUGUGUUCCAAAUGUCCGGAGCCAUGUCGGCAGCCGUAGGUGGAGGGGGGGUGUUGAUGGUAGUGUUCGUGCUGUUCAUGAUAGCAGUCAGACAGAAGUGUGCGAAAAGGAAGCCGCGGUCAGCGCCACCGCCAUCCUCUCAGCCGGCGUCCCCCGACAAGUUCCGAGAGAAGGACGACAGCGAGAGCGAUGACCGAAACCCGGACAUCAUACCGUCUGACACGGAUCAGAUGCAGCCCAGCGUUCUACAUAACCCGUCCUCACCGCAGAUGGAUUAUUAUCGGCAGCAGCAAGUGUCGACCAUCUCGCCGCCUCCCGGGAAUCGAGGGCCCAGGGGCAGCGUGGCAGGAGUCCGCGGCGGUCUGCCUGCGUACUGCGCGCUACGGACCGCCCCGCCGCCUAACCAUCCUGUGAUGCAUGAGCCAGCAAACGCCUCGUCGGGCAUACCUCCGCCCGCGCGCUUCGCCGGCGGCUCUUGCACCUUACCCCGCGGGUCGACCAUCGCCGCCUCCGCCGUGGACGGUAGGUGCGGCAUACCCCUGCAGCACCUGCGCACGCUACCGCGACCCCUCCCCGCCCCCGCGCCCGCACCCGCGCCGCGUGCGACGCCGCGCGACACGCCGCUCUGACAGACCACGCAACUAUAGGAGCGCAACACAUGUAAAUAGACUGUGAUUUUUUAAUACCCACCGCAUAGAGAUCGUCUAAUCUUUUUUUUACGCUCCUUCAGAAAGCGGAGGACGGAGGUGAAAAAUGUUUAAUGCACAUACCCCACAGCCGGCUGCAGGAUUAUGUCAGACUCUUACUGUAUUAAAACCAGCUGAGGAAGCCUCUAAGGCUUUUAAGGCGACAUUGGACGCGAUUACCCGUUGGGUGGGGAUGAAUGAUCUAACACCUCCAUUAAACUACUCGCGAAUUUACCCGAGGUUGAGUCUACUUAGAUACUUAGUACAGAAGAAAAAAAUUAGAUCUUCAGUUGGCAGUCUGUACGUAUGUAUGUAAGAGUGAGACAAUAGAGGGGCGUUCAGUUUAACACCUACACUACACUACUCGCGAAGUUAACUUAGGUUGUGCCAUUGACUACUUAUUAUGAUAGAUAGAUACUAUGUACAGAAAAAAAAUAGUUCUGCAGUUGGCAGUGUGUACGUAGUAUGUAUGUAGUUUGUGGCUCAACCGCGGGUAACUUCGCAAGUACUGUAGUGGAGGUGUAAAACUGAACGCCCCUCUAUUGUCUCACUCUUACAUGUACGAUCAGUGUUCAAAUGCAACACACUCAAAUUAGCUACAGUCAUUGGCCAUUCAAUUGAUUAGUCGCCGGUUAGACUCGAUCGUGGCAGCACACUUCGAUCACUCAUAAAAGUAUGGAGGGGCGUUCAGUUUAAAAUUAGACGAUCUGUACGCGUUAAAACGAUUUAGGUAAACCCACCUAGUUAGGCUAAUUAAUGAAUUUCGUUACGAUUCGUCGUUCGUUUGUAAAUAAAUUCCCCCGAUUAUAAAAUUACAUGUUUAUAACUACCUAACUAGAUUUUAAAAUCGCCAAAUUGUAAUUGAGCGCGUUUAACUGGACGAGUCGUGUUGUUUUACGAUUCCUGUUUUUGUAUUAUUUCAUAUUAGUAUCAUUUUAUGUUUUUAUUCAGUAAAUGGUUGUGAGAUAUGUAAACCCAGUUAUGUAAAUUUUAUAGUGUGUAAUUAAAUGAUAAUUAUACGGUUUUGAACAUUUAUAACCUUUUGGACAUCAGAACGAAGGAGGGUGUGGUGUGUAAAACAGAGUUUUGAAUUGUUUCACUAUUAAAAAUGUAUAGUUGAAACUAUUAGUCAUUACCAUAAUCAUAUUCACUAAAUUGUGAUAAUAUUAAUAAUAUUGAUAAUCAAGUGCUCACUGAAAGUUUCUGGAUGGCGUACCUUAAAAAUUAACUAAUAAGUUAACGAAAUGAAGAUU